CGUACAAAUCGAUUCUUAUUCAGUUCAACCACAGAGUGAGUUUGACUAAAAAAAACGGUUUAUAAGCUACUGUUCAUCGUGGACUCUGGCUCACUAGUUUACCGGUCAUCCGUCCAAUCGGUCCCGUCGCGGUUUUUUCGGAGUUUUUACCUUUUGUUUUGAAACGCCACAAACCGCCAAUUGUGAUUCGUGCUACCCGGUCAUAAUGGCCUACGUGCUCCAGAAGUGGAUCGAUGGAUACAAUGGGUUUCUUCAGGACCACAGAGAUGAUCGCAGUGCUGACCUUCCCCUGCUCAACACUAACUGGCAGGUGCCGUUGAUAGUCGGAGUAUACUUGCUGAUAGUUCUCCAGAUUGGACCGCGGAUGAUGGCGAAUCGGAAACCGUUUGAGCUGAAAGGUCUGAUCCGGGCAUACAACCUUUUGCAAGUUGCCAUCAACUGGAUGCUGUUCAUGGUCAUCGGCUUCAUACUCUUCAACCGACCUGAUUUCUCUUAUGUGUGCCAACCAGUUGACUUCUCCCGAACUACACGAGGAUACGAAGAAUUGUUCGUUUCGUAUGCGUAUUUUGUACUGAAAGUACUGGAUUUGGCAGAUACCCUGCUAUUCAUAUUACGAAAAAAGCAAUCCCAAGUGUCAUUCUUACAUGUGUACCAUCACUCAAUGAUGGUUCUCGUUUCCUAUUACGGAGUUCUAUUCGUACCAGGAGGUCACAACUUCAUCCUGGGCGUAUGGAACACAUUAGGACACGCAGGCAUCUAUCUCUACUACUUUUUCGCCACUUACAACUCUAAAGUAGCCGCACGAUGCAAGAUACACCUAACUAGGUUGCAACUGGUGCAGUUUGUCUACUUGACGGUUCACUUCGGGCGACCAGCUUUGACGGGAAUGCAGUGCGGUUUUUCUCAACUCUGGCACUGGAUCGGGCUCGUCCAGACGGUGUUCUUCUUGGGAAUGUUCCUGGAUUUUUAUAUCAAAUCCUACGUUAAGAAACCAAAAAAGGUGGAAUAGUAGUUAGUAGCUUUAGGAGAUUUUUUUAGUAGCAUUUGUAGAAAACAAUGCAAAGAAAUGAAAUGGUUUAAAAUAUGAUUACCAAAGAACUAUGAUUCAAACACAUUUUGGUGUGUGAAAAGUACAAAACUUUAAUAAACCCGUAAUACUCCUAGAGUUGUGAGAAUAGA
This is a messenger RNA of Aedes aegypti (yellow fever mosquito), 1179 nucleotides long. Its product is annotated as elongation of very long chain fatty acids protein AAEL008004-like. Gene Ontology annotation, biological process: sphingolipid biosynthetic process; fatty acid elongation, saturated fatty acid; fatty acid elongation, monounsaturated fatty acid. NCBI's taxonomy places the organism in Eukaryota, Metazoa, Arthropoda, Insecta, Diptera, Culicidae. Gene Ontology annotation, cellular component: endoplasmic reticulum membrane. The transcript has 3 exons. Bases 206 to 1009 code for a protein of 267 amino acids. The record is from RefSeq and is a predicted model, not a curated record. Gene Ontology annotation, molecular function: fatty acid elongase activity.